Kwoniella botswanensis is the source of this 504-nucleotide messenger RNA. RefSeq lists its product as uncharacterized. Lineage: Eukaryota; Fungi; Basidiomycota; Tremellomycetes; Tremellales; Cryptococcaceae. The coding region runs from base 1 to 504 and encodes 167 amino acids. The record is from RefSeq and is a predicted model, not a curated record. The transcript has a single exon.
AUGUCACGUCUAUCAUCCCAUUCCAGACUAUUCGUCCUCCGUACCAUCUUCCAAUACCAGCACCUAUCCACCUCACUACCAGUAGCUCGUUCACUCAGCACCUCUCGCUCUUACUUUCAAUCUGAGUCUACACCACGCCUAUCCCGCGAAACACUACGUCGUCUUCACCGUCUAUCCGCUCUCAACCCUCCUCAGCCCGACUCAACCGAAGAAAUAGAGUUAAUUGAUGAAUUAUCAGAGUUGAUCUCAUUAAUGGACGAAGUCAAACAAGUGGAGCUACCUCAUUCGGUGGAAGAGAGGGCGGAGCUGUUGAAUCAGGGUGUGUUCGGGGAAGUUACGAUAACACAGGACAGUUUAGAUCAAUUGGAUAACACACGACAGCGGGGAAAUGGACAAGUGGAGGAGAAAGCUAUAGAAAGGACUGGGAAACAGUUAUUGGACUGGUCAACCAAUAGGUUAGGGGAUUAUUAUGCUUCGAAGAAUAAGAGGAAGGAUCAGAUGUGA